Molecule: messenger RNA, 1514 nt
Organism: Neltuma alba
Lineage: Eukaryota; Viridiplantae; Streptophyta; Magnoliopsida; Fabales; Fabaceae
Product: transcription termination factor MTEF18, mitochondrial-like
Exons: 3
Coding region: 1-1239 (412 amino acids)
Biological process (GO): regulation of DNA-templated transcription
Molecular function (GO): double-stranded DNA binding
Source: RefSeq, a predicted model, not a curated record
AUGGCCUCCAUGCCGUCAGAGACAGCGCACAACCAUGAAACGUCGUCGUUUUUCGAUUGUGCCUGUACUUGCUUUCUGUUUUGCUUCUUCGAGCAGGGAAGUUCCCUCAGCGAGCUUCACGAGGCGACAGCAGAGUUCGAGCGAUUGAACUACAAAUUGGCUUCGACAUUGUCUGAAUCAGAUCAGGGAAAAUGGAAACUAGGAGUGAAUGAAUCGUUUACUGUUUCGUACCUCAUGAGUUCGCUGGGCUUGUCCCGCAAAGUAGCUACUGAAGUAUCCAAAAAGGUUCAAUUGAAAAACCCUGAUAAACCCAAUUCGGUGCUUAAUCUUUUUAGGAGCUAUGGAUUCUCAGAUACCCAGAUAUCUAUAGUUGUGAAAAUGCAUCCACGAGUGCUUUCGGCUAACCCUGAGAAGACCCUUUUGCCUAAGCUAAGGUUUCUCCAGUCAAUUGGGCUUUCGAGUUCUGAACUCCAAGAUGUCCUCAUUUCAAACUAUUGUCUCCUCGGUAUGAGCUUAGAACAAUGUAUAAUCCCUUGUUUUGAGGCCCUUAGGAGUUUUCUCGACAAUGAUGAGGAAGCAAAAAUAGCUUUAAAACGCUUUAAGUGGUUGCGUUCCCGCCAGGGCGUGACAAAUUUAGCUCAAAAUAUUAUGGUUUUGAGAGAUAUUGGAGUGCCCCGAUCGUCUAUCUCUCUACUGGCAACUAAAUACAUAGAUUCAGCAUUUCUGAAUCAUGCAAAUUUUGUUGAAUAUGUCCAGUUUGCUAAGGAAGCAGGAGUUGAUCCUUCCAAGUCUUUGUUCAUUAAUGCUGUUGCCGUUCUAGGACGCUUAAAGAAAUCUACUUGGCAGUCGAAACUGGAUAUCUUCAAGAGGUAUGGUUGGACCAGAGAUGUCACUCUCUCAGUCUUCAGCAAACAUCCACAAUGCUUGAUGCUGUCUGAGAAGAAUAUCACAAAGUCAAUGUCAUUUCUUGUGGAUGAAGUGGGUAUCCCGUUGGAAGGUAUAGCUGCACGCCCAAAGUUACUUCAUUAUAGUUUGGAGCAGAGGAUUAUUCCUCGAUACUCAGUAAUUAAAGUUUUGAAAAUGAAAGGUUUGGUAAAGAAGAAUAUCUCCUUCAUUUCUAUUGUCAGUUAUACUGAGAAAAAGUUUGUAGAGAAAUUUGUGACCAGAUUUCACGAAAGUGUUCCUCAGCUAUUGAACAUCUAUAAAGGUCCUUCAGGACGUUUAUCCAAAGUUCAGUGAUAUGUAGUUUCUUGGAGGGUAUGAUUGUGAUUUUUAGACUUGCAGUUAUUUUUUUGUUAACUUCUAGUUUGUAGGAUUCACAUGUGAAGGUUAUCAAUCAAUUUUAUGUGCGUCAUAAUUGAAGCUUAAGCCUUCUAGUUAAACAUGUAGUCUUGUAAUACAUCUUGCUGGUAUCUCUGUUCUUGCUGUCAUUUGGAGUGCUAAUUCGUUUAUUCAUUUCUUUGAAGAAGAUGCUGACUGCAUUCUGUUUCAAAGGAAUUUCUUCAUUAUCAACC